GGUCAGCGGUGACGGUUGAUGACGGUGUGAGGUGUUCGGAUUGACCUGGUCGUUGAGUGAAUUGUUUGCUGAGCCUAGACCAACAAGUCCAGAACACCAGCUUCGGCCAUGUGAGCCUUGGAUGUUUUGCUCAGUUAUUUUCGUAAAGGAGAAAUUAAAAGAAGAAUGAAUGCGCUUUUGUUAAAACUCUUUCGUGUUCUCAGGACAUCCCAUGCGUGCCAACGAACUUCUUUUGAAGAGUAAUCUGGUUUCAAACACGGGCUGCCAGUUUGCAAACAGCGACGUAGUGGUAGAGGUGAUGGCAUACAAUGAGGAUGAAUGGCUUUCUCUUCGGCCCCAAGAGCCCCUGCCCUCCCAGUGUUGUGGUAGUGGAUGUAAACCAUGUGUAUUUGAUAUUUAUGAGCGGGAACUCAACCAAUGGAAACAGGCAAAAGCAAAAGGAGAUCAAAGUUUUUUGAGUCAGAGCUCUGAGCCAACUCACAAUGACUUGCAGUUAAUUGGAACUGAGAAAUGGAGUGCUUUUCAGAUAGAGUCUGUGGAGCAGCAGACAGCUGACGCUUAUCUGUAUAGAUUCCAACUGCCCAGUGGCUGCUGUCUUGGGUUGACUGUAGGACAGUACAUUGUAGCCAGGGGAACUAUCAAUGGUAUGGAAGUUCAGAGAGCGUACACUCCAGUGAACUCUGUGGAUGCAGAAGGUUACUUUGAGGUUCUCAUAAAGAUUUAUGAAGACGGAUUAAUGUCUCAGUAUGUGAAGACUUGGAAGGAGUGGGAUAGUGUGUGCUGGCGGGGCCCUUUUGGAGGUUUCCCAUACAAACCAAAUCAGUAUGAGCAGCUGCUGCUAUUUGCCUCUGGAACUGGUAUAGCUCCAAUGAUAUCUUUGAUCCAAUAUAUUGUAGCAAAUGAAGAAGAUGAAACUUUUGUUACUUUGGUGGGCUGCUUCAGGACUUUCCAAGAUAUCUAUAUGAAGCCUCGACUUCAGGAACUGGCAGCUUAUUGGAAUGUAAAAAUAUUGUUUGUUCUGAGUCAGGAGCAUGAUCUGGAAACUCUUCCCUGGAGUUAUCAAGAAAAAUCUUACUAUGGACGUGUAAAUGAAGAUAUGGUAAAGGACUUCGUUAAUUUAUGCAGACGAAAACCAUUUGUUGUGGUUUGUGGGGCCAUAGGUUUUAACAAAGACAUCCUCAACUACCUCAAUCGUAUGGGCAUCACGGAAGAUUUGCAGUUUAUGUUUUAGACAAUUAGUAACUUAGUACCUACUGGCAUAAAAACUUACUACUUUUUUUAAUACACAACAACCUCAAACAUUGUUGGAAGAAUGCACACUAAAGAUUAGUCUGUGACUAAAUUAAUUAUUGCUGAAUCCUAAAAUUGGAAGAGGAGCCUGUGUAUUAACCACUGCAAAACAAAGCUGCUGAAUGAGGAUUCAGAAGAUUUCUCAAUCAAAAUCCAUCCAUUUCAGUGGAUGUUACAGGAUGUUAAUCACAAGGAGGAGUGACAGUUACCUGCAAGAUUUUUUUCCCUUCACAUCACUAUGAAGUUAUCUGAAGCACGUACAUCACUGUUCCAUUUCAUAUCAGCUAAUUCACCAUAGACUAUAGAAAUCAAACCUGGACCUACUGUGCCUGUGCAACUUUGACACUGCUUUCGUGCAAUUAAACAGGUUUGAUCCUUUUUUACUGUUGAAAUACAAUAAUGCUGUUGAAAUUGUUGCAUUGGCUUACUGCAUUUUUUAAAUAUCUGUUGUAUGAGACCUCUGAAAGGAGUUGCAGUUGUUACAGAAGGAGAAGAGAGAUUGUAUAUUGUGGAAGCUUGCUUGAAUCACUGUGACAUGUGAUCAUGAAACAGGGACAUGGUGCUUUAGUGAUAAAUAGGAAAUCUUUACAAGCAUGGAGUUUUAAACUGUUUCCAGUGAUAAGUCAGGGUUUUUGUUCAGAGGUAAUGUAUUUCAUUGAAAUAAAUUUCUAAAUUUAUAAGCUUUUAAAUUAUCUUCUAAAAUUCUUUCAUUGUUCUGUUCAAUGUAUACUUUUUUCCACCAUUGAAGGUAAGGAUGUCAUUACUGAAAAAUAGGAUUUUCUUCUCUUAUUUUGCAGUUGUUGUUUAUCGCUUCCAGGGUAAGGCAAGAUCUCCAUGCUGCCAGAACAGUUUGGAGAAGUGUGCGAAAGUGGCAAUUGCAUUUCUCAAUAAUUAUUUUGUUUUCUGAGUGUUCAAGCCCAUUCAUGCCAAUUUAUGGUCACUUAAUGCUGUGAACAUGUGCCAGUAUGAAACUUAGUUCAAAAUUAUAUAACUGCUUAAGGGUCAUUGUAAAGUGUUUCUGUUACACCCAUCGUCUCCAGCUCCAAUCUCAAUGUCCUCAG
Molecule: messenger RNA, 2351 nt
Organism: Rhincodon typus (whale shark)
Lineage: Eukaryota; Metazoa; Chordata; Chondrichthyes; Orectolobiformes; Rhincodontidae
Product: NADH-cytochrome b5 reductase-like
Exons: 8
Coding region: 212-1231 (339 amino acids)
Molecular function (GO): oxidoreductase activity
Source: RefSeq, a predicted model, not a curated record